This is a messenger RNA of Australozyma saopauloensis, 3318 nucleotides long. RefSeq names its product phosphoinositide 5-phosphatase (gene INP51). Lineage: Eukaryota; Fungi; Ascomycota; Pichiomycetes; Serinales; Metschnikowiaceae. Gene Ontology annotation, molecular function: phosphatidylinositol-4,5-bisphosphate 5-phosphatase activity; phosphatidylinositol-3,5-bisphosphate 5-phosphatase activity. Gene Ontology annotation, cellular component: membrane; cytoplasm. The record is from RefSeq and is a predicted model, not a curated record. Gene Ontology annotation, biological process: phosphatidylinositol dephosphorylation. The coding region runs from base 1 to 3318 and encodes 1105 amino acids. The transcript has a single exon.
AUGUCGCCUUUCAGUGUUUAUUUCUGUCUUCAACCUUCGGAAAAUCAAAAAUUCACAAAUUUCUGCAAUAAAUUUGACAUAACCCCUUGUUCCUUCCAAAAUCUAUUAUUAUCUCGUUCCCCUAGAUCAAUUCCACGAUAUAGUCCUCUGCAGGAACAAAUCUACCUACACCAACGUUCUUUUCCAAUCUCAAUGCGCCUCUACCUCAACGAAUAUCCUCGUACGUUCGUAGUCACAGAGUCCUCAUAUGCGCUUAUUAUUCGUCACCCUAAUCCCCAUUACACGGUCGCGGAGUCGUCAAAAAGGCAUCAUGAUAGAUCCAAAGUCAAGGAUGGCCGCAAACUGCGCACAGCUACGGAAACAGAAAAUAAAGUCAUUGUAGAAUUCCUCAAGACAGAUAUGCUCAACUUAUCUGCGUUCAUUGAUAUCACUCCGAGCCAGAUGCGGCAUCAGAAGGAAUUACAGGGGUUUUUGGGGUUUUUGAACCUCAAAGGGCAUAUUCACUUGGGUUUUAUCACUCGGUCUCGUCCAGUCGCAGCGCCACAAGCGGAUGAGAGGAUUCAUAUAAUCGAAGAUGUGGACUUUUACUGCUUGAAUAGUGAUAUCUUCGAUAGUUGGAUCAACAAAAACGAACCCGAGCUGGACUCUGGUAUUACCACUGAUGAUGCUGCUUCUACGCCUGGUGCUGAACUGCUGGGAAAUACUUAUCCUGCUGGUUCGGUAAAGCGCUUAUUGCUGCAUGGGAGCUUUUAUUUCUCUCGGGAUUUUGAUGUCACUUGCACCCUACAAGAUAGAGGUAUAGCUGCACAAUCACAGUAUACCGAUGUAGACCACCCGUACUUCCAGCGUUUUGCAUGGAAUCAUUUUAUGUCUCUGGAACUUGCAGAGUUUCGUGCGGCGCUCAACACCACAGAAAAGCAUAAGUUUGAUGAGAUAGGUUUCCUCACGGUCAUUACUCGCGGGUACACGAAAACCGUUCGUACGACUCUUUUGGGAGACGAUUCUGUUACCAUGACCCUCAUAGCAAAGCAGUCUUGUCUGAGACAAGGUGCGCUUUUCGGUGAAGGCGGCUCUGAUGAAAACGGAGAAGUUCCGAAUUAUGUUGAAACUGAGAUGAUUGUCUCGUCAAAAAGUUUCAGUUUUUCUUAUGUUGUUGUGCGCGGUAACGUUCCUGGAUUUUGGGAAAUGCAUGCCAACUUUACCAAGAAAAGUAUUGUAUCCACAAAGUUAAGCAAAACCAUCAAGUUCCCGCGCUCCUACGAGGCAUCUCACCAUGCUCUUAUUCGUCAUCUCGACACAUUAGGUCGUCAUUUUGGUGACAUUCAUGUGGUAAGUUGUCUCCCAGAAGAUGAAAAGACAUACAAGGGAAAACUCAACGCUGAAUUUACCUCGCAUCUCGAUCAGUUCAUUAAAACUCGAGAAACUUCCGAGCUCGAUCUCAGAACAGAAGAUGCUGUGACAUCCAAUAAGGCUGUCAAUAAUAACUACAGGGUCUCAUAUUCACAUGUUCCACUCUCUAGCUCUUUCGUUAAGAAGGUAGGAUACUCUACGUCAAAUCCAGGAGAGAUUGUCAAUCCCCUUGGUAAGCAAAUGGUUGAAUUUGGUGCUAUGUUUUUUGAUUUCCAGAGAAACACGUACAUCGGCAAACAGCUCGGCGUUUUCAGAGUCAAUUCUUUCGACAGCUCCAGCAAGGCCAACUUCAUAUCAAAAGUCAUCAGUCAAGAAGUCAUCACUUUAGCUUUCAGGGAUAUGGGAUAUACCACCUCGAGUGAUCUCUACAAACAACAUGCGAUCCUUUGGGAAAGAAAUGAGGCUGCGAUGAAGAAACUCACUACAAUUCAUCAUCUGACAGACUUGAAGGCUGCGCCCAAGAGCUCAAUCAAGCUGCGAUUCACCAACAAGUACUUCAAUGUCAUGAGAGAUCCUUCAGCUACAGAAUCAGCUAUUCAGAAAUUGUUGGGAAGGCUUCAAAACCAAAUCGCAGUCAAAAUUUACAAUCCUUUGCACCGUCAUAUCAGUAUUGAGCUAGAUAAACGGUCGAAUGAAUUCAAAUUCCAACGUGACAUUCGUAUCUAUGCUGCUACAUUCAAUGUGAAUGGCACCGUGGGGUCAGAGGAGCAGCUAGAUGAGCUUUUGUAUCCUUCAAAAUAUGAGAAUAGUCAAAACUACGACCUCGUCUUCAUUGGAUUGCAAGAGGUCAUUGAACUCACCCCAGGAAAGAUGAUGAACGUAAAGUCUGACAAUUUCAUAGCUUGGGAGAAAACGGUCAAGAAGUUGUUAGAGUCUCAUGGAGAGAAGCAUGAAAAAUACGUCUCAUUCUGGGGCUGUCAAAUGGGUGGCCUUGCCAUGUUGGUUUUCGUGAACGAGAGCCAAGUUGAAUACAUCUCAAACACAGAGGGUGUUUUGAAAAAGACAGGUCUUGGAGGAAUGAGUGCUAACAAAGGUGCAAUUGCAGUAAGCUUCAACUACUCUAAAACCCUGUUGUGUUUUAUUUGCUCACAUUUAGCUGCUGGUCAGGGAAAUGUGGAUGAACGACACCAAAACUAUAAGAGCAUUGCGAAAAUCAAAUUUUCAAAGAACAAAAAGAUCCGUCAGCAUGAUGCUGUGAUUUGGCUCGGGGAUUUUAACUUUCGCAUUGAUAUGAGCAAUGAUAGAGUGAAGUCUUUCAUCGAGCAAGGAGACUACCAACGUCUUAUCGAACACGACCAGUUGAGCAAGCAAAUGGCCAGUGGUGAGACAUUUCCUUUUUUCGACGAAAAGGAAAUCACGUUCGCGCCCACGUACAAGUUUGACAAUAAUACGAAGACAUAUGACACUUCCGAGAAGCAAAGAACGCCCGCAUGGACAGAUCGCAUUUUAAGUUUAUCGCGACAAAACACUUUGAAGCAAGAAAUUUAUGAUAGUGACCAUGAGAUCUUGUUUUCAGACCAUCGGCCAGUGUAUUCGGUGUUUAAUGCCUCUGUCAGUGUCGUUAAUGAAAAGGCUAAGAAGGAGAUUAUCCAGGGUAUCUAUGAAAACUACACAAAAGCUACUGAUGAUAUCAAUGAUCUAUUGAAUGCGCCAGAUGUGAGUCGUUUUGUUUACGACAUGGGAACUGACCACAAACAGGCGCCGAGCUCCGAUACCUAUAAAUGGUGGCUCGAGGCCGGAAAACUGGCCAAAGUCACAAUUCCUGAGCUCCAAAGCCAGGUUCCAACUGACCCGGAAGCAUAUCUUAUCAAUCCAGAACUUCCGGUGAACCCAUUUCACGAGAGCUACGUUCCCGAGUUUAUCAAGAGAAACGAACUUCUACAGAUGCUUGAAGCUCUGGAAUCAUAG